Molecule: messenger RNA, 5871 nt
Organism: Pangasianodon hypophthalmus (striped catfish)
Lineage: Eukaryota; Metazoa; Chordata; Actinopteri; Siluriformes; Pangasiidae
Gene: spata17
Product: spermatogenesis associated 17
Exons: 10
Coding region: 45-1106 (353 amino acids)
Biological process (GO): spindle organization; establishment of meiotic spindle localization; mitotic cell cycle
Cellular component (GO): spindle pole
Molecular function (GO): protein binding
Source: RefSeq, a predicted model, not a curated record
GGAUUCUUCCUCGUUGUCAUGGAUACGAGUAAAGCUACACGGACAUGGCGAGGCUGGUGAAGUUGUACGAGCAGAUAGAGCACAUUAAAGAGCAGUAUUUUAUCAGAAACAGAAAUGCUGAAGAAAACAGAGAGCAUGAAAAUGCUGCAGCAGUCAAAAUUCAAAGCUGGUUUCGAGGCUGUCAGGUACGCCUCUACCUCAGCUAUCUACACCGGAAUGCGACUGUAAUACAGAAAACAUGGCGGGCUUUCAGCGCACGCCAGUACUUUAGGCAAAGGGUAAAGACAGCAUAUUUUCUCAUGAAGAUGAAUUUCUACAAUAAGAUGGCUGUCAAGAUACAACAGAGAUGGAGAGGUUACUACGUAAGGAAGUAUGUUCACAAUUACUAUGCACGGAAGAGGUAUCUGGAAGCCUUGACAAAGAAGAACGCACAAGUGAGGAGAGAACUAGAGGAAAUAGCAGAGCACCAGAAAAAAGAAAGAGAGCGCAUUGCCAUUGAGAGAGAGGAGCAGGAGAAAUAUAUGCAAGCUCAACGACUUCACUUCCUCCUCAGCACUAAACAGCGCCCAGGUGUGUUCAACUCUCCAUUCCGCCCAGAGCCUGAUGAGAUGGAGCUGAGGUUAAGGACAGUAAAACCUUUACGGACAAGAUCUGCUCCCAAAGAAACAGCAACCAACCAGCAGCCAUCUGGCUUCUUGUCUAGCAUAGAGAGACUACCACCAAUACAUAAGACACCACAGGGGCCUUUCAGGCCAGCUGCAGAGGUUCAGCGGCAGCGCCAGAGGCCCCUGGAGCCGAGUCUGCGCGUGGCCACAUCCAUCACGGCCCUGGAGGAGGCCAGAGAGGAGCUGCGGCAGCGCGAAUGGAGGACUCGCCUCAUCGACCAGCCGUUUCUGCCUUUCUCAAAAACCCACCGAAACAAAGAAUAUGAGCCUCUUCUCCACACACAUUCUCCAUAUCAACAGAAAGCGUACGGAGCCAAGCACUUCCGAGAGGAGAACAGGGCCCAACUACAACGGAAACAGCCAUUCAAGACAGUCUUCACAACCUGCCACGUCUUUGACAAGUUUGGACAACUAUACUCCAAUGCUGGGAAAAUUGUUUAGCAGAGUAAAUCAAUUAAAUAAAAUAUGCAUCAUGGGUUUUUUUUCAUGUGUAUAUAUAUAUAUAUAUAGGAUCUCAGGAUAGCCAUGUUAUGAACCCUGUUAUUUACUAUAUAUAUUUUGGCACUAUUCCUGUAAUUAGGUUAUGUUCAUUAUUUCUCUGUGAUUUUUGAGGGUAUUUUACAACAAACAUUUUUCAAAAGUUAUGUGAUUAUUAGGAUUAUACUAAUUAUACUAAUUACAUGUAUAAAUAAUAAUACAUAUUAUAUUUACCUAGGUAUUUCUAGUGUAUUUUUAUUUCAACGAAUGGAAGAAAUGCUUCUAGUAAUAUUGCAUUUAGUGGCAUGCAGUGUGAUUGUUGACUUGACAGCUGUCCAUCAGCAGACACAUGGCAAGAGGUGGCUACUUUAGUGCAUGCGUCCAAUUUUACCUCGUCCUGGAGACAAGGCCACUUUCCCAUGCAUUUUCCACUGAGCAAAAAACGUCUUUAAUUUCACUGAGUGGGAGAAAGGCGAAGUCGGCCAAGUGAGGCUUCUCCUACAGAGAUUUAAUUUCCACAAAUAAUUCUGAGUGCUUUGUUCUGUUGUGGUAGUAUGUGUGUUUGUGUGUGUAUGUGUGUGUACGCAUGUGGUGUGUGUCUAGGUGAAGCCUGCAGGCGACCAUCACCACCACCCCUGCUGAUGAAUCAGUGGCAGAAGCGGUGAUAAUUUGCAGAUGCACAAGCUAUCUCUUUGAUUGCUUUCAGUCUACGGUAGUCCAUCACUUCACAAUAACUCAAGCCGCUGCUGACUCCUUUCUUAAAAAAUGCUGCUUUCCCAUCAGAGUGAUACGCCGCUUUCCAUCAGGCCGAUUAGAAAAAAAAGCCCUGGCGACUUACUCUGAUUGCUCACUCUUUUCAUACCAAGUUUGAUAAUCCAUGCAAGACCCACGUCAGUGGAAGCAAGGGCAGGGGAUUGUGGGAAAGGCCGUUUUCGAAUGAUUCAUGAAAUGUGACCGAUAAUUAUUCAGCAAAAGGGUUCACACGAGAACAUUCUUCACAUCCCAACCAUGGUGUAUUCCCGCUCAGUGUUCCUGGGAUCGGCUCCAGGUUCACUGCGACCCUGACCAGGAUAAAGCAGUUACUGAAUAUGAAUGAAUUCAUUUUACUCUGACUUAAGAAAGAUCUCACAUUCACCAGAACUAUAUUUUAGACUAAAGGUCACAGUGCACAAAAUGUUUCAGACAGCCAGUUCAUCACUACUCAUAUGUUACUACUAUACUUCUCAGUUGGCCACUACACUUCUUGGUUAAUCCACUAUACUUCUCAGUUAAUCCACCAUACUAUAGUUACCCAACUAUAUUUCUCAGUUAGCCCACUAUAUUUCUCAGUUAGCCCACUACAUCGUGAGCCCACUAUACUUCCCAGUUAAUCCACUACACUUCCAUGGUUGGCCCGCUAUAUUUCUCAGUUAGCCCAAUAUAAUUCUCAGUUAAUCCACUAUACUUCCCAGUGAGCCCAGUAUACUUUCUCGGUUAGCCUACUAUACUUCUCAAUUAGCCCACUACACUUCUCAGUUAAUCCCCCAUACUUCUCAUUGAGUCCACUAUACUUUCUCGGUUAGCAUGCUAUACUUUUCAGUUAGCCCACUAUACCUCUCAGUUAGCCAACUAUAUAUUCUCAGUUAGCCAACUAUACUUCUCAGUUAGUCCACUGUACUUCUUAGUAGAGCCACUAUACUUUGUCAGUCAGCCCACUAUAGUUUCUCAGUUAAUCCAUUAUACUUCUCAGUGAGCCUACUAUACUUCUCAGUUAGUCCACUAUACUUCAUGGUUAGCCCACUAUAUUUCUCAGUUAAUCCACUAUACUUCUCAGUGAGCCCAUUGUACUUCUCAGUUAGCCCACUAUACUUCAUGGUUAUCUGACUAGAUUUUCUCAGUUAGCCCACUAUAUUUUCUCAGUUAGCCCACUAUACUUCUUUGCUAGCCUACUGUACUUAUUAGUUAAUCCACUAUACUUCUCACUGAGCCCACUAUACUUUCUCAGUUAGCCCACUUUACUUCUCAGUCAGUCCAGUGUACUUCUUGUCCACUAGCCCACUCUAUUUUUCAGAUACUCCACUACUCAGUUAGUUCCCUAUACUUCACAGUGAGCACACUAUACAUCUCAGUGAGCCCUCUAUACUUCUCAGUUACUCCACUACUCAGUUAGUUCACCAUUCUUCUCAGGUUAGCCCACUAUACUUCCCAGUUAGCUCACUAUAAUUCUCAGUUAGUUCACGGUACUUCUCACUUUGUCCGCUAUACUUUUCAGAGUUUCUCCUUUAUGUGAUAAUGAUCUCUUAUUGUCUCUUAAAACAUCUUAUUGCUUCUGCAUCGAUGUCCUUAUUAGGCAGGAGCAAUAUAAAUAAGUCUCACAGUCAAGCCCUGCAGUGUGUUCUUCACAGAGCGUGUGUUGGGUUUGGCUGCAGCUUGAGUGUGGAUUUGAGCCAAUGCGUGCGGUGAAAAGUUGCUGCAGUGACGGCAGGAGGUCCUCUGCCAGUCUGACGGCCAUAUGCAGUGAUAAAAUGCUCUAAUGAGUGAAGACAGGUACAAGAAAUAUUGAAGAUUAGUUUAGCUUUAAAAUCAGAUCCCCUUUAUUGUCAUAUGGAUAGUAAAGUCAUUAGGGGAGUAAUAAUACUAGAUAUUUCAAAUUAUCUGGAUGACUGAAAACCAGUGACAUAUGAGUCACAGGGCACUGCUUAAACUAUGAAAAUACUGGGCAUUGUGUUAAGCUCAACAUGGCGGCUGUUUUGUGUAAGUCCAAACCACUAAAUCAGAUUUCUAUCUGGCCUAUCAGAUUCUUCGAUACAUGGUAAGAUUCAAUACAUUCAAUACAACACCAUUUCAAAUGUAAUCUUUUUGAUCUGUUUCUGAUGUAUGAGGUUCUUCUCAUUCAAGGAAAUAGGAGCCUGAUCUUGAAUGACUGAAAAUACCUGCUCAUUGCCAAGAUGGCUGCCAGGUGGACAGACUUUACUAGAAGCACUUCCCUGAAAAACCUCAUAGAAAAUGGCAUAAAGAUUUGUGCAUAUAUACAUUUUCAGAUGUUUUCCAUGACUUAAAAAUCCCCAAAAAUCUGACUUAAGAUCCUAAAUCAAAAGAUCCUGAAUUAAUUCUGACUCAACAAAAUUCUUCUAUAAGCACAAAAUACAUAUAUAUGGUGAUUAGUCAUCUGGACUGACACUAUGCACCACAAAUUUAGCUAUUAGAUUUUUAUUAGAAAUUAAUGAUUGCAGUUAUUACAAACAACACUUAAAACCGAUUUGAUUAUCAGCUUUGUGAAGAAUUACUGGGCAGACAUGAACAUUACUGUAUUAAUGUAUAUUGAUUGUAAUAGUUUCUUUGUUUUUUAUGCUUCAAACAUUUGAUCUUGAGGGUAAAAUGUUCUUUACGAAGAUUUAUCUUAACAUGGCUGAUUUUUAAAGAAAGUCCCAUAGGCUGAGCUUCAUACAGAAUAUAUUUGCAUUUAGGUAACAUUUUAAAAGUCCAGACAUAGCUCCUCCCACAUAGCAGUAAAGCUCACACUUUCUGGCUUCAUGAGCAGGACGGUGUGAGAAGUGCUGAUCGUGUGGGUCAGUGCAGUGCUGUUGGUCAGAGUGAUCAGUCAGUGAGGGGGUCUUCCUUCUCCUCCAAAACCCAGCUAACGGACUCGAGCACUGGGGAGAGGAGGUGGGUCGGAGGGCUGACAGUGAAGUGAUGGGCUGUCUGAGCUCACUGCUGGGUCACAGCAGGACAUGUCAGAGAAGCUGGCUUGCCUCCUACCUGUCUGUCUGCUCUGUCCAUCUUCUCUCCUCUCUAUGUGUGGACUAUACACACUCUCCUCUCUCCCAGACAGGGCAUACAAAAAUUAUACAUGGCUGAAGUCAUGUUAGUCAUACAUAUCUUUUAACCCAGACUAAAACACUCAGCAGCAAUAAACAAAGUUUAUUUACCAUAUCCGAUUCUGUGGAGAAAGUAGUAUGGGAAUAAGAUAGGUUUUUCAUUUCCAUUGUUCCACUCUGUGGUGUACUUUUAAAAAACUUUUUUUAAAAAGUGGUUUGUUUAAAACAAAUAAGGGUAGUCCUGAUUUUAACUAAUUGUCGUAAAAUUACUAAAAAAUUUCUUGUAAUAUUAAGUAAAUAAAUACAAAUUUUAUUAGAGUCUUAAAAAAAUUUAUACCAUUGUGUGAUGGUUUUCCCACCAGCCAUUGCAAGAUUUAUUUAAGAGUUAUUGUUAUUGUUAUAUUAAUGUUAUUAUUGAACAUAUCUUCAGUAGCUGCUUUAUCCUAGUUAGGGUCAUGGUGUAUUCUAUACCAGCAACACUGGGCACAAGGUGGGAGAAUUCACCCCAGAUGCGACACCAGUCCAUCACGGGGCACCAUACACACACAUGCAUUCACAGUAUGGGCAAUUUAGCAUAGCCAAUCCAGCUACCUGGACAGUGGGAAGAAACCAGAGAACUGGGCGGAAACCCACACGAACACAGGGAGAACAUGUGAAACUCCACGCAGACAGUAACCCGAGCGAGGAUGAAACCCUAGAGCUAUGAGGUGGUAAUUCUGCACACUGCAUGUAGUUAAAUCCUACGACAUGGCUAUUAAUAAAGGUUUACAUUUGGAUUCUAAUAUUUGGAAUAUAAGAAAAAGGUGCAGUUAUCCCGAGUUAUUAUUAGAAUAAACUGUGAGAUCGGGUCGUGUUUUUUUUUUUUUUUUAGGUUUGAGUUCUAAAGGGUUCUGUCAUCCUUGUAGAGGUAGAAUGAGUGCAUGUGAUGGCCA